UCCCUAAACAUAUCCUCGCGAUCCUUGCCCUUCUCCCUAUACAUAUCCUCGCUAUCCUCGCCCUACCGUCCUUCUAUGCUAGAUAUACAGAUCAUAAAAGCUCCCAAAUUAAACUGUGUGUGUGUGUGGUUGGGCAUAUAUCUUCGUUUCUUGUGGCUUGCUAAACAUGGCGACUCCAUUAUGUGAUGAGAAUAAACACGUUGUUGUGAUUGCCUUCCCCUUUGGAAGUCACCCUCUGGCUCUUCUGAACCAGACCAUCAGAUUAGCUUCUGCUGCUUCAAAUGUCACUUUCUCUUUCAUCAGCACUGCGAAAUCCAACCAAUCUCUCUUCUCCGACCAACCAAACAUCCCACACAACAUCAAACCCUACAAUGUGUCUGAUGGAGUUCCAGAGGAUCACGCGCCAGGCAAGUUCGCGCCUGUUCCAGUACUGGUGGACUUGUUUCUUCAGGCCAGUCUCGAGAACCUUGAACAGGCGAUAGAUUUGGCAGUGAAAAGCACAAACCUGAGAGUCACCUGCAUUUUUUCUGACACUUUUGUGAGUGCUCCUUCUCUUUCUUUGUCUCAUAAACUCAAUGUCCCUUGGGUUGCUUGUUGGCCUUCACUUUCAAUUUCAGUAUCUCCUCAUUUCUACACUCACUUAAUACGCCAAAAGUUCAGUGAUUCUCAUGAACCAGACAAAAGCACAUCCUUGGAUUUCCUUCCUGGGUUGUCCCACUUGAGAGUUGAGGACUUACCACACGAUGUGUUACUCAAACCUGGCGAAGAACAUAAAGAGACAGUAUUUAGUAAAAUACUAGCUUCUACGGGACAACUUCUGCCUCAAGCAAGAGCACUGGUUCUGUUUUUCUACGAGGAAUUAGAUCCUCCACUCUUUGUUCAAGACAUGGAGUCCAAGUUAAAGUCACUGCUUUACGUUGGUCCUCCAUUGUCACAAUCUCACACAGAUACCCAUGGUUGCUUGCCGUGGUUGGAUCAGCAUGGUUCUAGAUCAGUGGCUUAUCUUAGCUUUGGAACUGUUGUUCCCGUUCCCCAUCAUGAGCUUCUACAAGUUUCAGAGGCACUUGAAGCUAGUGAGCUUCCAUUUCUAUGGUCUUUAAGGGAUGAUCAGAAGAGUCUUUUGCCAGAUGGGUUUGUUGAGAGGACAAGAAAAAGAGGGAAAAUAGUACCCUGGGUUCCUCAGACACAGGUUUUAGCACAUGAGUCUGUGGGAGUUUUUGUGACUCAUUGUGGAAGUAACUCAGUGAUUGAGAGUAUGGCCAAAGGAAUACCGAUGAUUUGUAGGCCUUUCUUUGGAGAUCAUGGAAUGGCUGCAAGAACAGUGGCGGAAUUGUGGAAGAUUGGGGUUAAACUAGAAGGUGGGGUUUUCACCAAAACUGGACUGAUUCAAAGCUUGAAUCUGGUUUUGGUUGAGGAAGAAGGUAAGAAAAUCAGAGAAAAUGCCUUGAAGAUGAAAAAGACGAUGCAAAUUGCUUCUGGGGCAGACGGGAAAGCUGCACAAGAUUUUAAGACUGUGGUAGAUAUAAUUAGUUGUUCAUAAAUUGUCAAGUCUCUUUCCAUCUGGAAGAAAUAAUAAUGAAGGGGCCAUGCUAGUUAAUUACUUCCUUAUGAUUCAGUUCAUUUAAUGUCAUUUUUUUUUCCAACAAGUUUCUGUUUUUCUUCUGUGUGGGAUUGAGUGAGGGGUCAUGAUCAUGAGAUUUUUUUUACUCUCCAAGAUUAAGUGGAACAUUAAUAUCGCAGGUGAUUGUUCAUUGUUUUAGGAGUUCUCGGAUCUGUUCUUUUUAUUCGAAAUUGUAAUAUAUACUUGGAAAAUUUUUCUGAUGCUUCUAUUUA
Messenger RNA from Neltuma alba, 1833 nucleotides. RefSeq names its product anthocyanidin 3-O-glucosyltransferase 7. The record is from RefSeq and is a predicted model, not a curated record. Bases 167 to 1540 code for a protein of 457 amino acids. Lineage: Eukaryota; Viridiplantae; Streptophyta; Magnoliopsida; Fabales; Fabaceae. The transcript has a single exon. Gene Ontology annotation, molecular function: UDP-glycosyltransferase activity.